This is a messenger RNA of Racocetra fulgida, 151 nucleotides long. The record is from the annotation of a GenBank genome assembly. Lineage: Eukaryota; Fungi; Glomeromycota; Glomeromycetes; Diversisporales; Gigasporaceae.
AUGUUCGCUCUGAAUAAUUUGAGAGAAACGGGUAAAGAUAAUGAGAAUUCAACUACGAAAUAUUCAGUGUUAGAAACAUCAUCUUCAACUUCUUCAGGGACGAAACGUCCAACAAAGAUUAAUUCUCCAUUAUGGAAUACGUGGGAAUUUG